Molecule: messenger RNA, 762 nt
Organism: Strongylus vulgaris
Lineage: Eukaryota; Metazoa; Nematoda; Chromadorea; Rhabditida; Strongylidae
Source: the annotation of a GenBank genome assembly
UUGUUUUUUACAGUAUGUCAAGUGACAAAAGCAUUAACCGGAUCUAUCCUACGAAACCUUACUGGGUGUGAAGAGAUUGACGGGUUUAUCGACAUCCAGGAUUCAAAGAUGAAAUCAAGCGUCAACGGCUACACGAGAGAUGACUUGAACGCGCUCAAAUCCGUGCGCAUGAUCUCGGAAUAUGUGCAGAUUGCUACACAAACGGUCUCACCACGGAAUCUAUCUUUUCUGGAAAAUUUAGAAUUCAUUGAGGGAAGGAGUUUAGUAACAUCAAGAUUUGCUCUUGCCAUCAACAAGAACGAUAAUCUUGAGCAACUUGGAUUGCGAAACCUAAAGAAAAUCAAAGCUGGCAGUGUGAUAAUAACAGAAAAUCAUGGAUUAUGUUAUGCACAAACGAUCAAAUGGAAUAAGAUCAUCGCACCUACCGCCCAAGCUGUGAUCAACAAAAAUAUGGACAGCAAGUGUGAACAACGCAAUCGGGUGUGUGAUCCAACUUGUGAUCCAGCCCAGGGCUGCUGGGGACGUGGUCCGACCAUGUGCGCUAAAUGCCGCUAUUGGAAGUUGCGCGAUGCUUGUGUCAAAGAUUGCCCGAAAGAAGGAUGCACGGGUCCUGGAGAUCAUCUGGGUGCAGGUGGUUGUACGGAAUGCCUAUGCACUGGUCCUGGUGAUCAUUUGGGUGCAGGUGGUUGUACGGAGUGCCUGUAUGCACAAUUAUCAGAGGAACAUGAAGUAAAAUUAGCCCACAUGAAAAGUCGGAUCUAA